AUGCCUAGCUCAACACACUCCGUCUCCUCGUCAACCGUGCACGAAAAGGCACCCACGCCUUUGGUAGCAGGCGCCGACGAGAAGAACCAAUACCGGCCGCCUUCCCACAGCCCCUCGCAGAGCUACAAGGCCACGGCCGACGCCUCGACCUUGAAUCCCGGCUCGGAGCGGGACCUUGAGCGCGGCCCCGUCGCCGCUGUUGGGGAUGACGACGACGGCUACAGCUCCUCCGAAAAGCACCCGGCCGGCGCGGCGGUGCGGUCCGGCGAUGCCAAGCCCGGGCAGGACCCACCACUACCGGCUCCAGCUCCGGCCGGCGGCGGCCCCCCCGGACCGGGCGACUUCCCGGACGGCGGGGUCGAGGCGUGGCUGGUGGUGCUGGGUGGGUGGUGCGCGCUCUUCUGCACGUUCGGGCUCAUCAACUGCGUGGGCGUCUUCGAGCAGUACUACGUCCACGGCCCGCUGCGGCAGUACUCGAGCUCGACGGUCAGCUGGAUCCUGUCGGUGCAGGUGUGGACCAUGAUCUUCAGCGGGACCGUCUUCGGGCGUCUCUUCGACAACUACGGCCCGCGGUGGCUUCUCUGGGGCGGCACCGCGGCCUACGUCUUCGGCCUCAUGAUGGUGUCGCUGUCGCGCGAGUACUACCACUUCUUCCUCGCGCAGGCCGUCGUCGCCUCCCUCGGCUCCAGCGCCGUCUUCACCUCGUGCAUGUCCUCGCUCGUCAGCUGGUUCUCCCGCAACCGCUCGGCCGCGUUCGGCGUCAUGGUCUCGGGCUCGUCGGUCGGGGGCGUCGUCCUCCCCAUCAUGAUGACCAAGCUCAUCGAGCGCGUCGGCUUCCCCUGGGCGAUGCGCGCCGUGGCCUUCAUGUUCCUCGGCUUGCUCGUCCUUGCCUGUCUGACGGUCAAGCCGCGCCUUGCGCCGACGCCGCGCCCGUUCAAGUUGGUCGAGUACGUCAACAACCUGAGGGACGUGCGCCUGCUCGUCACCAUCAUCGGCUUCUUCCUCUUCAUGUGGGGCAUGUUCCUGCCCUUCAACUACGUCCUGCUGCAGGCCGAGGCGGCGGGCACGUCGCCGAGCCUGAUUCCCUACCUGCUGCCCAUUCUCAACGCCGUGAGCAUCUUUGGGCGCAUCAUCCCCGGCAUCGUCGCCGACAAGCUGGGCCGCUACAACGUCAUGGUCAUCAUCACCUUCGUCUCGGCGCUCUUCUGCCUGGCCGUGUGGACGCCCGUCACGAACACGGCGGGCAUCCUCGUCUUCAUGGUCAUCUUCGGCUUCUCGUCGGGCGGCUUCAUCUCGCUGGGCCCGACGUGCAUCGCCCAAAUCUCCGACAUUCGCGAGAUCGGCACCCGCGUCGGCACCGCCUUCGCCAUCCAGUCCUUUGGCGCCCUGACGGGCAGCCCCAUCGCCGGCGCCAUCGUCCAGGCGCAGCACGGCAGCUAUCUGGGCCUGCAGCUGUUUUGCGGCUUCUCCAUGCUGGCCGGGUCGAUUGUCUUGCUUGGCGCGCGGUUCGCGCAGGCCGGCCUGAGGCUGGUCAAGGUGUAG
Molecule: messenger RNA, 1542 nt
Organism: Purpureocillium takamizusanense
Lineage: Eukaryota; Fungi; Ascomycota; Sordariomycetes; Hypocreales; Ophiocordycipitaceae
Exons: 2
Coding region: 1-1542 (513 amino acids)
Biological process (GO): transmembrane transport
Cellular component (GO): fungal-type vacuole membrane
Molecular function (GO): transmembrane transporter activity
Source: RefSeq, a predicted model, not a curated record